AGAAGUGAAAUUGAGAAUUUGUCUCAGGCGUAAAUACCCCGAAGAAGGAAGAACCAUCCAAACUACAAUUGGAAUUCGGAAAUGGUAGCUCGCAAGUUCGUCGUUCAACACAAUGACUCUCUCUUCGAUGUCGACUACGAUACCGAAGAUGGCUUCGAAGUUCUCAAAUUUCAGCUUUUCUCGCUCACCUCAAUUCCGCCUGAUGAACAGAAGAUCUUUGGAGGCGAGAAUCUGCUCGUAAAGGACGACUCCGAUCUUAAUUCGGUCACUGAUAAACUCCGAUUAGUAUCCACCGAUGAAGUUCACGACAAUGCCUUUGCACAAUCUGAUGAUAAACUCCGAUUAUUAUCGAUUGAAGUGGACGAAGGUUCGUCAGGAACCGUUGCCAAGGAUGACAAUGCCUUUGCACAAUCCGAUGAGGAAUUGGCUCGGAUGCUUCAGGCCGAGGAGGAAGCCCUUUUCUUCCAGCAGUUUCGUGCCAGUGAAGAUAGGGGACAGUUCGAGCAAAGGAUUCGGCCUUAUGUUUCGCAGGUUCUCAUGUACGAAGAUCCAGUGCGCCAAGCAGCAGCUCGUAAAACGGUUCCAGUUGAUGAACUUGAGGAGAAAGCAGUGGUUUCUUUAGCUAAGGAGGGGAACUUCAAACCUUCAAAAAUUGAACAAGAUCAUGUGUUCCUACUGCAAUUGCUGUUCUGGUUCAAACAGACAUUCAGGUGGGUUAAUGCACCGUCUUGUGAUGGUUGUGGUAGUGAAACCAUAAAUUGCGGCAUGGGUGCUCCACUUCCUUCUGAAAUUCAAUUUGGAGGAUCUCGAGUUGAACUUUAUAGGUGUAAUAAUUGCUUAAGAAUCACCCGUUUUCCGCGGUACAAUGACCCAUUAAAGAUUGUAGAAACAAGAAGAGGGCGUUGUGGAGAGUGGGCUAAUUGCUUCACGCUUUAUUGUCGAGCAUUUGGCUAUGAAUCUCGUCUUAUACUGGAUUUCACAGAUCAUCUCUGGACAGAGUGCUUUUCAAAUUUGCUGGGAAGGUGGAUGCAUCUUGAUCCUUGUGAAGGAGUGUAUGACAAGCCAUUGUUAUAUGAAAAGGGCUGGAACAAGAAGUUGAAUUAUGUAGUCGCCAUUGCAAAAGAUGGAGUGCAUGAUGUCACUAAACGUUAUACAAGAAAAUGGCAUGAGGUUCUGUCUAGGCGGAAUAUUACAACAGAGCCUGUUGUCUCUGCUGUUCUAUCUGAUAUAACAAAAGAUUGUCGAAAAGGCUUUACACCUCAACUGCUUGCUGUGCUAGAGGAUCGUGACAGGAGUGAAGUAGAUGAACUUGAAAGAGGCCUCCCUUCUCAAAAUGAUGGUUCAAUCUCAUUACCAGGAAGACAGAGUGGGGCUAAGGAAUGGCGGAUAGCACGAUCUGAAUUGGGUUCUAACGAGAAUAACUCUUUGAGUUGUUCUGAAUGCCCAAUCCGUAUAUGUGUCGAUGAGCAUGUUACAAGCAUUCUUAAUGCAUUCUGUUCUCUUCUGUCUCAAUUCGUUGAGAAUGAUAUUCCCAAAUCUAAAAUUGUUGACAUCCUAGAGAUGGUUAAAAGGGGACUAUUGGAUCUUAAAAAGGCCUCUUUUAGAUCAAGGAGUGGUUCCAUAAGUUUGGAAUCAAUUACUUUAAAAUUUGUGCAGCAAAUAAUUCCUCCUCUAGAUGUGUUACUUGCUGCCCUUUCCCUGAAGAGUGAAAAACUGGAGAAAUGCGAGAGGGUAAACUUUUGUUUGGCUGGUGAUCCUGUCAAAACUUCUAUUGCUUUACCGGUUGCAUUGGAUGCUCUCGAUAUUGUCAUUGAUAAUCUUAGAAAUAGUGACAACUUUGGUAAAGGUUCCCUUUCAUUACCACUUUUGAAACCAAACAGGAUAUCUUCUGGUCUAGUCCUUGCAAGUGGUGAAGAGCUUCCUUUUGGAAUUGUCACAUCAGCAUUUGAUGGUAUUCACACAUCUAAAUGGGAGGAACCAAAUGGAGCAAAAGGUGGUUGGAUAAUAUACAAAGUAAAGGAUAAUCAGAUGCUUGAUCUUGAGGUGUAUGAGUUGAUGUCAGCUAACGAUGCUCCAGAACGAGAUCCAAUGAAUUGGGUUGUUGAGGGAAGUGAUGAUGGGGGUUCCAGUUGGUAUGUCUUGGAUAAGCAAACCUCACAGAUGUUUGAAAAACGUUUCCAGCGGAAAACAUUUAAGAUUCAUUCAGUGGGACGCCUGUCAAAUGCGUUCAGGUUUAGAUUUUUGGCUGUUCGAGAUGUUCAAGCAACAUCACGACUGCAAAUAGGUAGCAUUGACCUCUUCGCAAGAAUCAGUUAAUGCCUAAUAGGUAGCAUUCACCUCUUUGCAGAACAAGUUUGUCCAUUUUAUGUGACAUUAUAAUAAGAUAUCAGUACCUGAAAUCAACAUGUUGUAUAGUUACUAUCUAACUAGAUGUCU
Molecule: messenger RNA, 2436 nt
Organism: Telopea speciosissima
Lineage: Eukaryota; Viridiplantae; Streptophyta; Magnoliopsida; Proteales; Proteaceae
Product: peptide-N(4)-(N-acetyl-beta-glucosaminyl)asparagine amidase
Exons: 17
Coding region: 82-2316 (744 amino acids)
Biological process (GO): protein deglycosylation; protein quality control for misfolded or incompletely synthesized proteins; glycoprotein catabolic process
Cellular component (GO): nucleus; cytosol
Molecular function (GO): peptide-N4-(N-acetyl-beta-glucosaminyl)asparagine amidase activity
Source: RefSeq, a predicted model, not a curated record